AUUUAGUUGUCAAUUGCUUGUUGUGUCCGUUUUUAUCAAUUUUUAUAUAUUUCUGUUUCUAAUGAAUUUUAUUGAUCAUUGAAUUGAAUUCAUUCGAAUUAAAAGAAACUACUAAAAUACACAUUAUUAUUUUUGGUACAUUUAUAGUUUAACUCGACUUAUCUACUUGUAGGUGAAUAAAUAUCAAGUAUGGCUGAUGGGACACAAAUACUUAGACGAAACCAGCCCGGUUCCAGGGCAAAGGAUUUCUGUCGCUGGCCCGAUGAACCAUUUGAGGAAAUGGACAGUACCUUGGCUGUACAGCAAUUUAUUCAACAAACUAUUCGACGUGAUCCUGCUAAUUUGGAAGCCAUUCUAAAGAUGCCGGAGGCCCAAGACGAAGGCGUAUGGAAAUAUGAACACUUGAGGCAAUUUUGUAUGGAGUUGAAUGGACUUGCAGUUAGAUUACAGAGUGAAUGUAAACCAGAAACUUGUACACAAAUGACUGCAACAGAACAGUGGAUUUUCCUGUGCGCUGCUCAUAAGACACCUAAGGAGUGUCCUGCUAUAGAUUAUACACGGCACACACUGGAUGGUGCUGCAUGUCUACUUAACAGUAACAAAUACUUUCCAAGCAGGGUGAGCAUAAAGGAAUCUUCAGUGGCUAAAUUAGGCUCGGUCUGCAGGAGGGUGUAUAGAAUUUUUUCACAUGCAUACUUCCAUCACCGUGCUAUAUUCGAUGCAUUUGAAAAGGAAACACAUUUGUGCAAGAGAUUUACAUACUUUGUUACAAAGUAUUCAAUAAUUUCAAAGGAAAUUUUAAUACUUCCAAAACUUGAUGAUGAAACACCAAUUACACAAACUGUUGGUGAAUCAGAAGCUUAGAUCUGACUUUACGAUAAAGUAUUUUCUUGAUAAACUAUGAAAUACUUAUUUAAUUAGCAAAAAUAUAUAUAAUCACCUUA
Papilio polytes (common Mormon) is the source of this 944-nucleotide messenger RNA. It is a transcript of the gene Mob4, whose product is annotated as MOB kinase activator-like 4. The record is from RefSeq and is a predicted model, not a curated record. The transcript is spliced from 4 exons. Gene Ontology annotation, cellular component: cytoplasm. The coding region runs from base 190 to 864 and encodes 224 amino acids. Lineage: Eukaryota; Metazoa; Arthropoda; Insecta; Lepidoptera; Papilionidae.